Molecule: messenger RNA, 2849 nt
Organism: Myotis brandtii (Brandt's bat)
Lineage: Eukaryota; Metazoa; Chordata; Mammalia; Chiroptera; Vespertilionidae
Product: transcription factor CP2-like protein 1
Exons: 15
Coding region: 91-1641 (516 amino acids)
Biological process (GO): regulation of transcription by RNA polymerase II
Cellular component (GO): nucleus
Molecular function (GO): RNA polymerase II cis-regulatory region sequence-specific DNA binding; DNA-binding transcription activator activity, RNA polymerase II-specific
Source: RefSeq, a predicted model, not a curated record
AGGCUGAGGCUCCCGGUGGAGGCCCAGUGGGUCCAGCCCCACCCAGUGCUGACCUCUCUCUGUCACACACCUGGCCGCCCCCUUUCCAAGAUGCUGUUUUGGCACAACCAGCUGGAGCACCUGUGGCCCAGUCCCGGGGAAUUGUACCCCGGGCCGCCAAGCAGCUUGCUCAGGGAGUCCCUGCCCUUGCCCUACCUGAAGCAGGAGGAGCUGCCCAACAUCCCCAGUAUGGAGCCUCCCUGCCCCUCAUUCCAGUACGUGCUCUGUGCUGCCACCUCACCCGCCGUGAAGCAGCAGGAGGAGGCCCUGACCUACCUGAACCAGGGCCAGUCCUAUGAGGUGCAGAUGCUCUGCAACUCCAAGCUGGGUGACGCCACCCAGUGGCCGCGGAUGCUGAAGAUGAGGAGACUGAGGCUCAGGGUCUCUAAAUUACCCCCCAGUUUCACAGAAUGGCAGAGUGUGGUGCGUGUGGUGUUCCAUGACCGGCGCCUGCAGUACACGGAGCAGCAGCAGCUGGAUGGGUGGAGAUGGAGCCGGCCUGGGGACCGCAUCCUGGACAUCGAUGUGCCAUUGUCCGUGGGGGUGAUAGAACCCCAGGUGCUGCCCUCACAGCUCAACACAGUGGAGUUUCACUGGGACCCAACCAAGAGGACCUCUCUCUUCCUGCAGGUUCACUGCAUCAGCACUGAGUUCACUCCUCGGAAAAAGGGUGGAGAGAAAGGCGUCCCCUUCCGCCUCCAGAUUGACACUUUCAAGCCCAGUGACAAGGGGCUUCCACCUGAACACCUACAUUCGGCCGGCUGCCUCAUCAAGGUGUUCAAGCCCAAAGGAGCUGACCGGAAACUGAAAACCGACCGGGAGAAGGUUGAGAAACAGCCCCUGCACGAGAGAGACAAGUAUCAGGCUGCCUGUGAGAGCACGGUCUUCGUGGAGUGUUCGCCAUGGCCAGAGCCCAGUGCAGAGCCCCACCUGCCUCUCAGCCCUCAGGCUCUGACCUCCCCCCACUCCUGCAAACUCCUGUCCCCGGAGCGGCUCUGCUGCUCACCACCAUUCAUCUUGGACACUUUGGGGGGCAGCCCAGCUGAGGAUCUGAACCCUGGAGCCUCCAUCCUGGAGACGCAGCAGUGGUUACAUCGCCACCGGUUCUCCAGCUACUGCCGGACACUAGCCAAUUUCACAGGCACCGAUCUGCUGAAGCUUACCCGGCAGGACCUUAUCCAGAUCUGCGGGGCUGCCGACGGGAUCCGCCUUUUCAAUACUCUUAGAGCCAGGCCCAUCCGUCACCGGCUGACUUUGUAUGUGGCUCAGGAGGCCUCUAGACAAGAGAAGGAGGUUCCUAAGAACCCGGCACUAGGUUUUUAUCAAGAGAUUUCUCUGGAUGAACUCAGCGCCAUUGAACUGAUGGGAAAACUGGCAGAGCUCUUGAACCUCCCAGCCAGUCAGAUCCACCGCCUCUUCCACCAGGGCCCUGGGGGUAUCCUCAUUCUCCUCAGCGACCAGGUGGUUCAGAAUCUUAAGGAUGAAUCGUACUUUGUGGCCGUGGUGAAAAAAGGUAGGAGUUUUAGAGGGAGACAACAGCUGUGUCAGAGACAGAGAUCGUAUAGCAAAAAGACAGCUAUUUAUUGCUCAGGAAAUACGUGACUGAAUAAAUGCAUUCUCGUAAGUGUAUUACCAUGGAAGGUAAGCCCCCCCGCCCCCUUCCCCAAACCCCACAAACUGCAACAAUCAAACGGAAGGGCAGGUGCUUGCUGACCAGUCAGCUGGUAGUCCUGGUUAUCUGGAUGCCUGCCCGGCCCCUCCUGUGAUGCUCCAGUGCACAGGGAGGCUUCCUAAAAAGGUGGAUUGGAGGUGAGGGGAAGAACACCUGGGUGUGGCAGAUGCGCUGCAGGCCGUUCAUUGUUGGGAGUGCAUCCUAGUGGUGGCUGGGGGCCAGCCUCACCCCAGUGGUGCCCUUUUUACUGCUUUCAGUGCAGAAUCCAGAUGGCUACUACCUGGUGCUGACCUAAGCCCAGGGACGCCCUGCUGCAAGAGGAAACUGAUGCCAGCCUGGUUCUCCAGAAAAUCCUCGAUGCUUCUCCAGGCUCCAGGUGAAGAGCCGAACCGUCCUGUAUCCCUCCCCUGGGGAGGCAGCAAGCAGCCCCCAGGCUCACAUUUCUUACUGCUCGGCAGCAAAUUAUUAGAACCUGGGACACAGCUUCCCAAGAUCAGCUAAACUGGCCAAGCCUUGGGAGGCAAGAAACCUGGCAAUAUGGAUGAGCUUUUGCACCAAGCAGUGCUGCUGAACGAGUGAAUUUGUGUUUAAAAUUCUACUCACCCCUUCCUUUUUUGCAAAUUAAUUUAAAAAGGUAUACUUAAUGCUUGUUCUAUUUUCUUGAUGAUAUGGUCCUCUCGAGAAUUGUCUUCUGCCUAAACUAUAGACUAGGGCAAGGGAUAGAGUCUGGGAUAGGAAUAAAUAAAUCUGGCUGGAUUUUUUUUUUUAAUUCCAAUUAGUUAGGGCAACAACUAUUCACUAAAGCCUCCGAAAGACCAUUCAACUAUCAAAUCGCUGUGCUUAUUCAAACUGCAGUUCUAGAGACUUGGGAAAUUCUGUUACUCUUCUUAAACACUGAGGCCAUGGGGUCUUAUUUUUAAAAUGCAGUUGAACUUAUUAAUCUUUUAAUUUUUAGGUCUUCCCCUAUAUUAAGGUCAUAAAUAUAAACAAACAUUUUCAAAGUCUAAAUUUUUGCAUUUCACUUUUAGGUCAAUCCACCGGAAACUGAUUUUUGUGUGUAUAUUUUUCCAUGCAGAAAACCGAUUUUAUAUUAAGUGCUUUUUAAAACGUGAUGUUAUUCUGCUUAUUUUUUUCUUUU